This is a messenger RNA of Xyrauchen texanus (razorback sucker), 1366 nucleotides long. RefSeq names its product Golgi-associated plant pathogenesis-related protein 1-like. Gene Ontology annotation, cellular component: extracellular region. Lineage: Eukaryota; Metazoa; Chordata; Actinopteri; Cypriniformes; Catostomidae. The transcript has 5 exons. The record is from RefSeq and is a predicted model, not a curated record. Bases 302 to 766 code for a protein of 154 amino acids.
CUGAGCAGAGAAUCCCCUCUGCCCUUGUACACAGAUGCAAGAGAAAGAAAGUUAAGUGAGGAGGAAAGAGAAAGAAAAAGAAGAUACAACCCUUUUUUAAAUGCUGUAAAAGGAGGCAUUUGAAGUAUGUUUUUAAAACGUUUAGAAAUAAACAUCAAGUGCAUCCAUUGCAGUGGGUGAAAAAUUUGAUUGCAGACCAAAUAGAAAGAAAGAGAAAGGGGUGGAGAAAGAAGAAUUGUUACAGCUGCCUGGAACUGUGACAGUACAUACAAGCAAAAACACAACUAAGGGUACUUUUACCAUGGGAAAGUCAGCCUCCAGGCUUUUUUGUGAGGAGGUGCUGAAGACUCAUAAUGAUUACAGGAAAAAGCAUCAAGCCCCAUCUUUAAAACUCAGCAAUAAACUGAGUCGUGAGGCAGCCCGAUAUGCAGAGAGCCUUGCUAGCACACGGAUUCUGAAGCACAGCGUUGAGUCUAGCAGAGGAAAUUGUGGAGAAAAUUUAGCUUGGGCAUCUUAUGAUCAAACAGGUAAAGACGUGUCAGAUCGCUGGUAUAAUGAAGUUAACCAGUACAACUUUAACCAGCCAGGAUUCUCCUCUGUCACGGGUCAUUUCACUGCAAUGGUGUGGAAAAGCUCAAAGAAAAUUGGUGUGGGUAAGGCUGUGGCCUCAGAUGGUUCUACCUUUGUAGUGGCACGAUAUUUCCCUGCAGGCAACAUCACCAAUCAGGGCCACUUCCAGGCCAAUGUCCUUAACCCUAAAAGCUGAUCCAAAUGUAACUUGGCACAAUGAGAACAAGGGUAUAGAGGGAAACUGAAAGCACUGAGGACGAAACACUAUCCAACACGAUGACUGCACAGUGCAGGCUUUGGUUGGCUUGAAUGCACAUUACUUGAAUAAAGUAAUUUAAUAUUAUUCAAGGCAUUUAUUAACUUUAAUUCUAUGGGAGCUAACGUUAAACUCAAUGCUGCAAGAUGAACGGUUAACUGUUCAAUGAAAGUACAUUUUCUUAGUUUUAAGACCUAAGGUGAAACCAGUCCAGGAUUAAAACUUAUAAAAUUGGUUAACUUCAAGUUGGUGCCAGAUAUCAAUGGGAAAAAGGGGUGUCACAAUAGAAGUAUUUAAAAUAAUUCUAUGAAUGACAUGGUAACAUGUCUAACUACAUACAGUACCUCUAACCUACUUAAUCUGUUGUCAGUGUUUCUUUGGGAGACAUGUUUAUUCAGAUUUUUAAAAGAAUACUGAAUUUUAGUAAUGUUCACAACUUCAUGCCAUAGCCUGAUAAUUUUUAAGUGCCAAGUAUGAGUUUUUUUUGUAAUCCUUCUUGUAUUGAUGUAUUAAUGUUAUGAAUUAAAAUCACAAGUGUUC